Molecule: messenger RNA, 1494 nt
Organism: Anopheles cruzii
Lineage: Eukaryota; Metazoa; Arthropoda; Insecta; Diptera; Culicidae
Product: RCC1-like G exchanging factor-like protein
Exons: 3
Coding region: 79-1494 (471 amino acids)
Source: RefSeq, a predicted model, not a curated record
ACAAACCCGGCAACCGGCAACGGAACGGGGCGUUUACAGGGCCGCGCCGUUGAAAGGUUUCUUGUUCAUUCUGCAAGUAUGGUGUUUGUUUGCCAGCAAUGCUGGCAUGGAUUGAAAACGCUCGGGAAGCAGCUAAACCCCCCAAUCAGUGGCAGACGUCUGUACGCGUCCAGUGCGAGGCUCCGUGUGCUCCGGCAAAAUGUUUCUCGCAUCCCGGUGACACGAUAUCCGAUCAUUAAACCGGACGAUACGCGGGUGUACGUUUGGGGACUGGCCGCUACGGGAGCCCUCGGAGUGCAAACGUCGGCCAAGAAACAGGCGCAAGUGUACACCGACUUUGUACAGCAUCCCAGCAGGCUUAGCUUCGCCGAGGCUCAUCGCGUGACGGAUGUUGCCUCGGGAUACGGAUUCACGAUUUAUGCUGUGGAUGCCCGUGGCACCGGUGGCAAGGACCCGGGCAACGGUUGCUCGUUGUGGGGCACAGGAAUAAACACCGACGGACAGCUCGGAGUUCAGAAAGCCCCCGGGGUGCACAAAAAACCCCUUGAACUGCUCAUCUAUCCGGCACCGAUUGAUCUGACGAUUAACGACGGACAGUUCCGCAUAGUACGCGUGGCUGCGGGCAGAGCCCAUUUGCUCGCCCUAACGGACGCCGGCACGGUGCUUACACUCGGUAACAACGCGUACGGACAGUGUGGCCGACGGAUCGUACCUGAUGAGGACUAUUUUCGAAGUCCCACCCUGACCACGAUCGGGACAGUGCCUGGACUUGGUUCCGACGACCGGGUGAGUGGCAUCGAAUGCGGACAGGAUCACAGCCUCUUGGUGACCGAAGCGGGACGGGUGUUUUCGUGUGGUUGGAGUGACGACGGCCAAACGGGACAGGGUCGGUACGGAUUGAUCGACACCGUUGGUCCGGUUGGCGGUGACAUUGAGGGUGAAAAAAUUGUCAAAGUUUCCAGCGCCUGUGAUACGGUGUUGGCAAUAAAUGACAAAGGCGAACUGUUCGGUUGGGGAAACUCCGAGUACGGCCAGCUAGGCGAGGUGGCCUCCGAGAAUCCGCAAAUUAACAGCCCACGCCAGCUACCUUUUGCGAAGCAUUGUGGAAAAAUCGUCGAUAUAGCGGCCGCCGGAUCGUACUGUCUUGCGCUGAAUGAAAACGGGGACGUGUUUUCGUGGGGCUACGGCAUACUGGGCUUCGGCCCGGAUGUGCAGCAUCAACCGACUCCGACGCUCAUCCCUCCGGCACUAUUCGGUCGCAACGAGUUCAACCCACGGGCUAGGGUCGUUUCGAUUGCCUGCGGCAUUACACACUCGGCCGCCAUCACCGAUCAGCACGAUCUGUACAUGUGGGGCCACAAUCGGUAUGCGUGUCUCGGGUUCGGGCACAAGAACGAUCAGUUUUUCCCGCUGAAGGUGGCGAUCAACGCACGCGUUGAGAAGAUCACGUGCGGUGUCGAUCAUACAGUGGCCCUGUGCCGAGGCUUUGUGUAA